Messenger RNA from Lathyrus sativus (Indian pea), 1398 nucleotides. NCBI's taxonomy places the organism in Eukaryota, Viridiplantae, Streptophyta, Magnoliopsida, Fabales, Fabaceae. The record is from the annotation of a GenBank genome assembly.
AUGGUAGGAAGCAUUUUGGGGAAGAUAAACAAUAACACAGCUUCAAAUGGAUCAUCUCAGAAUCAUAACAAUGGAUUAGAAGAGAAGCUUGAUGAGUUCAGAAGCCUAAUUGGUAAAACCAAUGGUGACACUUUGAGAAUUGUGAGUAUUGGAGCUGGUGCUUGGGGAAGUGUUUUUGCAGCACUUUUACAAGACAGUUAUGGACAAUUUAGAGACAAAGUACAAAUAAGAAUAUGGAGAAGAUCGGGGCGAAAAGUCGAUAGAGAAACGGCGAAACAUCUCUUCGAAGUUAUAAAUUCAAGAGAAGAUGUUUUAAGAAGGUUGAUACGACGGUGCGCGUAUCUGAAAUACGUCGAAGCGAGACUUGGUGAUAGGACAUUGUUUGCUGAUGAGAUUCUUAAAGAUGGUCUUUGUUUGAACAUGAUUGAUACUCCUGUUUGUCCUUUGAAAGUUGUUACUAAUUUGCAAGAAGCUGUUUGGGAUGCUGAUGUUGUUGUUAAUGGUUUGCCUUCGACGGAAACUCGCGAGGUUUUCGAAGAGAUUAGUGAGUAUUGGAAAGAGAGGAUUAGUGUUCCUGUUAUCAUUUCUUUGUCUAAAGGUAUUGAAGCUGCUUUGGAGCCUGUUCCUCAUAUUGUUACUCCUACAAAAAUGAUUCAUCAAGCAACUGGAGUGCCUAUGGAGAACAUACUAUAUCUUGGGGGUCCAAAUAUUGCAUCAGAAAUCUACAACAAAGAGUAUGCAAAUGCUAGAAUUUGUGGAGCUGAGAAAUGGAGAAAACCUUUAGCAAAGUUUCUUAGACAACCACAUUUUAUUGUUUGGGACAAUAGUGACCUUGUCACACAUGAAGUCAUGGGUGGAUUGAAAAAUGUCUAUGCAAUUGGAGCUGGAAUGGUAGCAUCGCUUACCAAUGAAAGUGCUACUAGCAAAUCAGUGUACUUUGCACAUUGUACUUCAGAGAUGAUAUUCAUCACUCACUUGUUAACUGAAGAGCCUGAGAAACUUGCUGGACCAUUACUGGCCGACACAUACGUCACGUUGUUAAAAGGGCGUAACGCAUGGUACGGACAGAUGUUAGCUAAGGGUGAACUAAGCCCUGACAUGGGCGACAGAAUUAGCGGCAAAGGAAUGAUUCAGGGAGUAUCUGCGGUGGAGGCAUUCUUCGAACUUUUGAGCCAAUCAAGCUUGAAUGUGUUACAUCCUGAAGAAAAUAAACAUGUUGCUCCUGUUGAGCUUUGCCCUAUCUUGAAGACACUCUACAAAAUAUUGAUAUCCAGGGAACAAUCAACACAAGCUAUUCUGAAAGCUCUGAGGGAUGAAAAUCUGAAUGAUCCGCGAGAACGCAUUGAGAUUGCGCAAAGUCAUGCUUUUUAUAGGCCUUCACUUCUUGGACAACAGUGA